Molecule: messenger RNA, 1017 nt
Organism: Rotaria sp. Silwood1
Lineage: Eukaryota; Metazoa; Rotifera; Eurotatoria; Philodinida; Philodinidae
Source: the annotation of a GenBank genome assembly
AUGAUGCCACAUCGUUUUUAUUAUUAUGACUACAAAGCUGGUCAAGGACAUACAUAUCAAGCAUGUCGACACUAUUUUGAUAAACAGUUAAGAAUUAUGCCAAGAGUUUUGAUGGAUGUUAGUGAAAUUUCAUUAAAAACAACUAUAUUUGGAUCGAUAUAUGAAUCACCAAUCCUAAUUGCUACGUUUGCUUGUCAUUGUCUUGCUCAUGUUGAUGGUGAAGUUGCCACAGCUCGCGCCGCAACUGAAGCUCAAUGUAUUUUUACGUACAAUUGGACGUUUUCAAAUAUGCCAGAAGAAGAAGUUCUACAAACACUGGGUCCAAAAUUUUUACAUAUUUAUCUGACAACACCUAUAGAAAUCUUAGAACAAAUAGUUCCACAAGCUGAUAAAAAAGGAUACCGAGCAAUUGUUAUUACAUGUGAUCAACCACAUGAACGUAUUCGAGAUUUUGUAUUACCAUUAUUUGAAGAAGCAUCAAAGAAUAUCGAUCCAGAAUUAAUGAAGAGUAUGUCAAUACCAAAUUUGAAUAUACCUGGUAUAAUCGUUAAGCAGCGUUUUGGCACCGGUUCAGUAACAUGGGCAAAUAUUGAAUGGUUAAGAAAAUUGACACAGUUACCAAUUAUUUGCAAAGGUAUACUCUCACCGAUUGAUGCAGAAUUAGCAAUUAAAUAUGGAGCAAAUGGAAUUAUUGUCAGUAACCAUGGUGGUCGACUAAUUGAUACAGCACCACCAGCUAUUGAAUGUCUAGAAGAUGUCAUCAAUGUUGUGGAUGGACGUGCAGAAGUAUUUGUUGAUACUGGUAUUCGAAGUGGAACUGAUGUGUUAAAAGCAUUAGCAUUGGGCGCACGAGCUGUUUUUAUCGGUCGGCCGAUUUUAUAUGGAUUGGCUAGUGGUGGACAAGAUGGUGUUCGAAGAGUAUUAGAUAUAUUAAAACGUGAAUUAGUUUAUGAUAUGGCUUGUUGUGGAUUAACAUCGAUUGAUCAAAUUAAUAAAGAUAUUCUUUAUAAACAUUAA